UGCAAAUCAGAAUUAUAUUCUAUUUUGUUUUUGUAACUUAUCGCUUUUAGUUAUUUCAUAAGCUGUACUAUAAUAAAGACAUUUAAGAUAAUAAUAUUUUAAUAAUUUCCAAACAAAAAAAAUGAGUAAACUCAUGCGUUUGGCCUUGUUGCAACUUAAAGGAUCUAAAGAUAAAUUGGCUAAUAUAAAUAAUGCUUCGCUAAAGAUACAUGAAGCUGUAAAUCAGCACCAGGCACGUUUAAUAACGUUACCCGAGUGUUUCAAUUGUCCCUAUGGUACAAAAUAUUUCCGUGAAUAUGCCGAAAAUAUACCCUUGGGUGAAACAUCUCAAAAAUUAUCGGAGUUGGCCAAGGAAUUGGGUGUAUAUAUAGUGGGCGGCACUAUACCAGAAGUGGGCGAAAAUGAUAAAAUCUAUAAUACUUGUACCAUUUGGUCGCCCGAGGGUAAAUUAUUGGCUAAACAUCGUAAAAUGCAUUUAUUCGAUAUUGAUGUCAAAGAUGGCAUACGUUUCAAGGAGUCUGAAACAUUGUCCCCAGGCAACGAAUUUACCAUAAUCGAGGUGGAUGGUCACAAAAUUGGCAUUGGUAUUUGUUAUGACAUGCGUUUUGAGGAAAUGGCUAAACUUUACAGAAAAGCUGGUUGCGAAAUGUUAAUUUAUCCUGCUGCAUUUAACAUGACCACUGGUCCAUUACAUUGGGAAUUAUUGCAACGUUCUCGUGCUAAUGACAAUCAAUUAUAUGUGGUUACCACAUCACCCGCCCGUGAUGAAUCAGCCGAAUACAUUGCUUAUGGCCACUCAAUGGUAGUUGACCCUUGGGCUAAGGUUCUAAAGAGUGCCAAAGAAGGAGAAGAGACUGUGAUUGCCGAUAUAGAUUUCUCAAUUGUAGAACAAGUACGUCAACAAAUACCCGUAUUCUCCCAAAGACGUGUAGAAUUAUAUGACACUCUUAAGAAAUAAAGAAACUAUUUUAAUUACAUGAUGUCAAAUAUAGAAUUUGAAUGAUCAUGGGAUUUAAGCUACGAAAA
This is a messenger RNA of Calliphora vicina (urban bluebottle blowfly), 1026 nucleotides long. Its product is annotated as omega-amidase NIT2. NCBI's taxonomy places the organism in Eukaryota, Metazoa, Arthropoda, Insecta, Diptera, Calliphoridae. Gene Ontology annotation, cellular component: mitochondrion. The coding region runs from base 122 to 958 and encodes 278 amino acids. The transcript is spliced from 4 exons. Gene Ontology annotation, biological process: oxaloacetate metabolic process; L-glutamine metabolic process. The record is from RefSeq and is a predicted model, not a curated record. Gene Ontology annotation, molecular function: omega-amidase activity.